Hyposmocoma kahamanoa is the source of this 4212-nucleotide messenger RNA. It is a transcript of the gene rdgA, whose product is annotated as eye-specific diacylglycerol kinase. Gene Ontology annotation, molecular function: ATP-dependent diacylglycerol kinase activity; protein binding. The record is from RefSeq and is a predicted model, not a curated record. NCBI's taxonomy places the organism in Eukaryota, Metazoa, Arthropoda, Insecta, Lepidoptera, Cosmopterigidae. The transcript has 21 exons. Bases 47 to 4006 code for a protein of 1319 amino acids. Gene Ontology annotation, biological process: lipid phosphorylation; intracellular signal transduction; diacylglycerol metabolic process.
GAGGCCCGCGCGAUGAGCGGCGCGCGCGCACCCCGCCCCGCCCGCCAUGCAGCGCCUGCGCACCACCUUCAAGCGAUCCCGGACGCCUACGCCUCAAGAUAUGAAAUCGCAGAGCAGCCUCGAAGUGCCCAAGCAGGUUCGAUCGGCGUCGUUCGAUGAGAUUCAGCUGGAAGCGGCACGCGGCGCGGGCGCGAAUGUUUUACUGGCAGUCCCGCAGCAUGGCGCCCGCAGCCGUUCCUUUGACUCCGCCGGCUCGGAUGACUCGGGCACUUACCUCGAAGUACCUCGCCUAUGGUCUCGUCGUCGUUCCGGCAAAGGUACUCCACCACCAUGCGUUCACUGUCGCCAUAUGGAGACGUGGUUGUCGCAUCGUAGCGAGGAGCGAACCACGCCCGAACGACUACCCGUAUCCGCUUCCUCGUCCGCCGACGACGACGAUGAUGAUGACGAGAGCGAGGUUGAAUCUCCAAGAGUUUUGCUCGCGCCUCCACCACCACCUCGAACUUAUUUGCCGCCGAAACCACCAACUCAGUCACCACCACCCUCACCCGGUGCGCCUUCUUUUGAACUCCAACCACCAAACGAUGAACCGCCUGUACUGCCACAACGCAGACGAUCCAUAUCACGCCAAGAAGCGUUCUUUGUUGAACCUACUGGAAGUUCACUGGAAAAUGUUAGAGCAUCUGAAGAUUGUGCAACUCAGACCCAAAGAGAUCCGCUCGUACACGACAUUUACUUAGCUGUACCAGAGUUAAAGCGCGACCGUGCCGCGUCAGUUGAUUCCUGCUUUUCAAAAGUUUCGGGUGCUAGAGCAGAAGAGCUAAGUGGUAGUGGUGAUUACUUAACAGUUCCGGGCACUGGGUUGCGAUCCCGGUCAGUCGACAUCGUUCUGCCGACAGCCGAGCAGUCACGGUACAAAGCAUUAGCUUUAACUUCCGCACAAGCUCCGCCCCCACUCCAAAAUGAUAAAGUGCCUCAAGAACCUGCGGUCCAGCCAGCUGUAGAUAACAGACGCGGUGGUGACACCGGAGGCGCACGCGUGCUCCGUUCUACCCCUGAAUGGAGCGACGGGGCUAUCAACGGCGAGCACCUCUGGUCGCCCACCUCCGUCUCCGGCGACUGCUGCUAUGUCGGUGAUGCAGAAUGCCAGAAACAUGGUUCCCGCAUGAAAUGUUCAGCUUGCAAGAUUGUAGCGCACACAGCAUGCAUCGACAUCUUAAUGGAUCGACUGCAGUUUACCUGCAAACCUACAUUCCGCGAUGUGGGCGUGCGCCAGUACCGAGAGCAGACAAUCACACAUCACCACUGGGUUCAUCGACGGUCCGAGAAGGGCAAGUGCAAGGCGUGUGGAAAGUCGUUCCGGUGUCGAUGCUGCAAGUGGUGUUUACCGGCACGUGAUAAAGUAAACAAUCCUGUAGGAGAUUGUUAUGAGCUUGGCUACCGAUCCCUACAAGCAAAACUGUCGUUCAGUUCGAAAGAGAUCGUCGCAUUAAGCUGUUCAUGGUGCAAGGAUGCGUACCACAACAAAGAAAGCUGUUUCAACCUGCAACGGAUAGGAGAAGAGUGUUGUUUAGGCUCUCAAUGCAAUAUCAUCGUACCGCCGUCCUGGAUCGUAAAACUGCCAAGAAGGGGUAGCUUUAAAUCGUCACUCAGAAAAUCACCCAAAAAGAAAAAUUCUUCCAAGAAGAAAGGAAAGGAUUCAAAGAACGAGCUUAAAACAUUCGUUAUAAAACCGAUACCAACCACAAAUGUAAAACCAGUACUGGUUUUCAUAAACCCAAAAAGUGGAGGAAAUCAGGGAGCAAAAUUGCUGCAAAAGUUCCAGUGGCUUUUAAAUCCACGUCAAGUCUUUGAUCUCACUCAAGGUGGACCUGGGCCUGGACUUGAGUUGUAUCGUAAAGUGCCAAACCUGCGCGUGCUGGCAUGCGGCGGCGACGGUACAGUGGGCUGGGUACUGAGCGUGUUAGAUCGCAUUGGAUCGCGCCCAGCAGUGGGUGUGUUACCGCUCGGUACCGGCAACGACCUCGCCAGGGCUCUUGGUUGGGGUGGGGGUUACGAAGACGAACCAAUAUCGAAAAUCUUGGCGCAUAUUGGUGAGAGCGACACAGUACUGCUGGACAGGUGGCAGCUGACGGUAGAACCCAACACAUCAGCGUCUGGAGAGGAUACCACCCAUGCUAAACCCGAACUGCCUCUCAACGUCGUCAAUAAUUACUUCUCGUUUGGAGUUGACGCACACAUAGCUCUUGAAUUCCAUGAAGCCAGAGAGGCCCAUCCUGAGAAGUUUAACUCGCGUAUUAGGAACAAAUUAUUCUACGGUACUGCGGGCGGAAAGGAUCUGAUGCAGCGCAAGUGGAAGGGGCUAGCAGAUUUCGUUACCAUGGAGUGCGACGGCAAAGACCUCACUCCCGUACUUCGGGAACAUAAAGUGCAUGCUAUAGUUUUUCUAAACAUUCCAAGCUACGGGGGUGGGACUCAUCCUUGGAACAAAUCCGGAGGAGCCUACGAACCGUCAACCGAGGAUGGCCUCAUCGAAGUCGUUGGCCUCACCACAUACCAAUUGCCGUUACUACAAGCAGGAGGGCACGGCACAUGCAUAACUCAAUGCAAGACUGCAAAGAUAGUGACCACGAAGGUGAUCCCCAUGCAGGUGGAUGGCGAGGCGUGCAGGCUCGCUCCCUCCGUCAUCACACUAUCUAGGCUAAACCAGGCAAUCAUGCUCGCUAAGAGGAAACCUGGACGAGUCAUUGCACCACAAACGACUUUGGACAAACUUACACUCACUGUGAAUCUCAUUACAAUGGCUGAUUACGAGAGACAUCAUUAUGACAAGGAACUCCUUGCGAAAACGGUGUUUGUUUCAGCCGAACGUGUAGGAACUUUGGAAGUAAAUCCAGCGACAGACUUGGAGCAGAUGCGAACCCUCAUUCAGAACAUGAUCAAAGAAUCUCAAGCGUACUCAAAUCUCGUGGAUUGGUGGUUUGUCGAUUCAGUAACAGCAGAGCGAUUUUUCCGGAUCGACAAAGCCCAAGAGAAUUUACAUUAUUCGGCCGACAUCGGGAAUGAAAAUAUUUACAUUCUGGACGCGGCACCUUUGACUCCCGACACGGAGUCGACGGCGCCCCCCGACACCACCGCUACGGCUUCAUUAGACCGCACUGGGCCCUCGGUCUCUCUCGAUACCACGACUGGUCUCUCCGUAUCGUUGGACAUUUCGCAAAGCGUCGAUACACCUAGCGCUGGCGUCUCUCUUGACGUUCCCGAGUCACAUGCUAGCGAGUCUGGUUUCGGCAGCCCUGCCAGAACUUCGGAGGAAUUGCUCACACCCCAAACGCCGCCCCCCUCCAUCCCAGUUUCCCAUGCCCCUAAACUUUCAGUACACUCUGCCCCGAAAUUAGAAGCGCAACUAAUGCCCAAGGUGACCAUGGCUCUAACGCAAGAUUCCAACUCGCCUCCGCUCUGCACCAGCCCACCUGCAAGGGAUCAUCAACCCACACACGACUCCAUCGCCCGUUUUAAAACCAUUCAUGAAAAACUAUUUGGACUUGAUCAGGAAGUGUUUGGCUAUAGAAAUUUACUGGAAAAAACUUCUGACGCUCUGCUAAAAGCGGCCAAAGUGGGAGAUUUAAAGCUGAUGAAAGAACUGCAUGCAGCCGGGUAUUCCCUCUUGUCAAUUGACGCUAGUGGGCAAACGGCUCUACAUAUAGCUGCGCGAUACGGGAACAAAGAAAUCGUGAAGUAUUUGAUCGCAUGCGCACCAACCGCUAUCUUGAAUAUGAGGGAUAAUGAACGCGGGCAGACGGCGUUGCACAAGGCAGCGGCUCAUAAGAGGCGGGCCAUUUGCUGCAUGCUCGUGGCGGGAGGAGCCUCCCUCACGCGGCAGGAUCAUGCUGGCUUGACACCCCGCGCCUUAGCACUCAGAGCCGACGACCAUGAUCUCGCUGCUUAUUUAGAGAGUCAAGAACAUUUCCAAUUAGUGUCAGAAGACUUAGAAACUGCUGUUUAAAAGAAAUACUUUUCAAAACAUAAAGAAGAAGUUGUGGAAAUGAGCAGUACAAAAGCGUGAUACUAUCGUUGUCGUCGUGUCGUGAAUUAUUAUGACAUUAGAUACGAGUUAUUAUUACUUUGUAGCUCCGAAGUGAUACUCAGAUUUUAUAGUUUAAAGAUAAUCAAUGCACUACCUACUUAUUUUUAAUUAUAUUUCAAGUGAGA